Messenger RNA from Chara braunii, 1557 nucleotides. The record is from the annotation of a GenBank genome assembly. Lineage: Eukaryota; Viridiplantae; Streptophyta; Charophyceae; Charales; Characeae.
GGGACAGGUAUUUUCCAUGCAGGCAUUUUGCAGGCCGUUUUAGUUGGGUACUUCUUUUGUCCCAAGGCAGACUUCUCAUUCAGCUUUCACUGGCGAGUGUUCCGUUCCCUUACCAGGAGACCACAGGGUGGAGACAGCAGAAGGGGUCUCAUUGUUGGUCCCAUCCAUGUUCUCAUAACGCUUUCGCUGGCACUUGUGAGAAGGGGUAUUUACUAUUUUCCUUGCAGGCCUUUGUAGUUCAGUUGAACUACCUUUGUGUGGCAAGGCAGACACGGUGGGGCCAUUCCAGUGCGCUCUGGACCUGACUACUGCUGUGGUGAGGGAGUAGGAGAAAUGGAUGCCAAUGUAGUGAAAUUUCGCAAGUACCACCGUGACUUUAUCCAUAUGCUGAACAACCGGUACUUCUCCGGGAAAAAUCUGGCGGAGUCUGGGUAUGUGUUUGAGAGCACAGCUGUCAGUAGUAAUUUAGUCAUUAGAGAGAGCCUGGAGCACCCACUGAAGGUGUUUUUGCAGACACCAGAACUCUGCCAGGACAUGUUAAUCUACCAGUCUGACCAGUGCAGCGGCGGCCCAUCGAUGCCACGUGAGAGUAGACUACAACCAUCUGGUUUCAAGUCUUGAUUGUGGAGUUGGAAGAUUGUAUUGUAGGCUGGCUAGCCGAGUCCAUGACUACCCGUUCCUUUCUUCCUCUUCUCCACCCUUGAAACCGUCGGCUCACCUGAACUUCCCAGAGCUGAAAAGGUGGCUUUCCGGCGGUAUACGCACUAAGAGCUUUUUCAAUUCGGGCGUGGGACGGUAGUGAACACGGCAGAGCACUUUGAAAAAAGGCGCAGUCUCUGGCUCGCGGGCCUUGGAACGGUGGUGGCUUUGUCAACACUACCGGUUCCUUUGCUCUUCUUUUUCACCCGAAGCUGAAAAGGUCGCUUUUCAAUUCCGGCGGUAUACGCAGUAAGAAGCUUUUCAAUUCGGGCGUGGGACGGUAGUGAACGCGGCAGGGCAGUUUGAAAAAAAGGCGCAGUCUCUGGCUCGCGGGGCUUGGAACGGUGGUGGCUUCGUCAACUUAGGGGUCGUGUGAACUGGUGGUCUAGAGAUUUUUCACCAGUCUGCAGAGCUUACUUUGGUGUACCCUGACACCAGCUACAUUGAGAGAGAGAGAGAGAGAGAGAGAGAGAGAGAGAGAGAGAGAGAGAGAGAGAGAGAGAGAGAGGACUUCAUGUCUGCCGACUCCCCAGGACAGCUUUGGAAAAUUAGUAAAAAUUUAAAAUUACCCAUUCAACGAACGGAUUGACUUGUGUUGCAGAAUACGUAACUUGUAUUGCUGACUGAAUGGAUGUCAUGUAUCGUCAAGGUGGCACCUGACGGGAUCAAGCGAAUACGAUCUUCUAGAAGAGGGAUGCGCACUUUUGUUUUGUAGGGAUGAGCACACAUUAUUCCCCCCCCUAUGAAUCCACCUCUUCACCUUCACUAUGGCUUGAGCUUUUUUCCUGCCCCCCGUUAUGAAAGCUUGCAUGCUAGCCCAUUUGCAGCCUUCUUGGGGAGUAAAUUCCCUAAAUUGAC